AGGGUAGCCCGGAUGUGAACGUCAUAGAGAAAAAAAAUCCCAGCCACAACAAAGAUUGUGGCGAAAAUUAUACAUCAAAAGUGCUCCAAUUUCCUAACUGUGAUAAACUUAAUUUUGUCUGAUUAUUAAGAAUAUGACUACACCUGCCAGACGACGAUUAAUGAGAGAUUUUAAGAGACUUCAAGAAGAUCCUCCUGCUGGUGUUAGUGGUGCCCCGACAGAAAAUAAUAUUAUGCUAUGGAAUGCUGUGAUAUUUGGACCACAUGAUACCCCAUUUGAAGAUGGCACUUUCAAAUUAACAAUAGAAUUUACAGAAGAAUAUCCAAAUAAACCCCCAACAGUGCGAUUUGUUUCAAAAAUGUUUCAUCCUAAUGUUUAUGCAGAUGGAAGUAUAUGUCUAGAUAUAUUACAAAAUCGAUGGAGUCCCACAUAUGAUGCUUCUGCUAUUUUAACUUCUAUUCAAUCCUUACUGGAUGAACCUAACCCAAACAGUCCCGCAAAUAAUGUAGCAGCCCAGUUAUAUAAAGAAAAUCGUCGUGAAUAUGAAAAAAGAGUAAAGGUUGUGGUUGAGGAAAGCUGGAUUUAUCAUGGUGAUAUUGAAUGAAUAUUGUGUGCGUGUUCACAGAAUACCAAAACCUUUAUGUUUUAGCUUUGUAUUUUGUUACAUGAUAUUGUUCAAAAAAGCAAACUUCAAGUGUUAAUGGGGUAGAAUGAGAAGUAUGUAAAAUUGGAGUUUGAUAUCCAGCUGAAUUUCAAGUGAAAAAUUGAUUUUUAAAAUAACUGGGAGACAUUAACUAUAUAUUCUUUUGAUAACAUUUUAAUGAAAAUUUCUAGCAUACAUGUAUUCUAUCACUGAAUUUUAUUUUAUAUGAAAGGCCAAUUACAUGUAUAACCAUUGUUUCUGAAUAUCUGUAGUUUUCAAAAAUCUUGGUUUGUAAGUUUGAAAUGUAUACUGCUACUUAAUCGUGAUACCUAGAAAAUCUGUGUUUGCUCGUAAGAUGUCUUUCAUGUGUCUAUUAAGACAAUACUAUCAUUGUCUGACAUUAAAUUGUAUGUUUGGCCAUCUCAUAGAUUUUUUACUGUCAAGGAAAGUAACUUGAAUACAAUGUAUUGUUGAGAUUGAUUGUACUGAGCAUCAAGUGUUCUUGCUGCACUUGUGUGUACCCUACAGGUGCAUUUUUAUGUGUAGAUCAAAGUUUGUUGUUAAGUCAUAAAGAUGAAAUAUAUUUGAAGAACAGUGA
This is a messenger RNA of Saccostrea echinata, 1241 nucleotides long. Its product is annotated as ubiquitin-conjugating enzyme E2-17 kDa. The coding region runs from base 134 to 604 and encodes 156 amino acids. NCBI's taxonomy places the organism in Eukaryota, Metazoa, Mollusca, Bivalvia, Ostreida, Ostreidae. The transcript has 5 exons. Gene Ontology annotation, biological process: DNA repair; proteasome-mediated ubiquitin-dependent protein catabolic process; protein polyubiquitination. The record is from RefSeq and is a predicted model, not a curated record. Gene Ontology annotation, cellular component: HULC complex. Gene Ontology annotation, molecular function: ubiquitin conjugating enzyme activity.